Molecule: messenger RNA, 1157 nt
Organism: Paramuricea clavata
Lineage: Eukaryota; Metazoa; Cnidaria; Anthozoa; Malacalcyonacea; Plexauridae
Source: the annotation of a GenBank genome assembly
AUGACUGAACUGAUCAAGCAUUUCACGCCGUUAUUAGAGCGUAAUCUUUGUAAUAUAGCAGAGAUUCCUGCAGAAUGGGAUAUAGAAUGGGAUAUACUGAAGAAUCCACCUUGUCAUUUGAUACACCUUAAUAGCAGUUAUCUGGAUGUCUGGUCUAGAGUAAGCACCUUAGAGGAAUUUCGGAAAGAGUGCGCAAAUGUGCAACAUAUUAUCGAGUUAUUGCUUAUAGCUCCAUUUUCCAACCCAAAGCUCGAACGAAUGUUUAGCACUAUGGCAGUGGUUUCAAAAACUUUCAUAGUAGACGUUUGCGUUGGGAAGAGUAGGAGUUGCAACCGCAGGCCGAACUUCGCAACUUGGGGGAUCUGACGGCAUGCUUCCAGAAAAUUUUGAACUUCUAAACUCUAGAAGAUGCACUUUCCAGCAUUUAUUCUUGAGACACAAAAAAAUCUUAUGUUAAAUAUCUAAAACACUGUUAAAUUUAUGUUCUUAUAAUUAAUGCCUAUAACAACAACGUCCACUAACGAUAUAGUGACCACAUCUCCGCUAGCUUUCGUUGUCGUUUUUGUUCUUGAAGACGAAUGUGACAUCUUACAUAUAAAGUACAAUCUGUUAGAAACCGCUACCAAAAAAACCUCUGAACCUGUCCUCAACGCGCAAGAAACGUACCAAAGCUUCUAAUCUGUGACUUGUGGCUAUGUUUGGACGAAAUUCCAGGGGAAAUACACGCCUGUUUGCUCACAAAACGUUUGGUAAACACUUUAAUAUUUCAACAGAAUUCAUAGUUACUUACAAAAGAUAAAUAGCCGUCGCAAAUGGAAGAGGUGUAGUCGGAUGCGACGGCUUACAGGUAUUUUGAAACCACUGUAUGGGAAGAGAAAAGACAUGCAGAUUGGCGUAAUCGACUUGGUAGAGAUCGACUGGAAGUGAAUCUCAGAAUCAGCCAGGAAUGUGUUGGUAACUCGAUCGAUGAUUUCUACCCAGACGCAGCGAUCGAAUCAUGGUUCAAUGCCAAAAUUCGACGACUGAAUUGUUCUAACCAUAACUUUCCAAAAAAACACAACACCUCCUCGAAAGGAGAUGUGAUUGACAUCACCAAACUGACUAUGUCUGAUUUAGAAAACGUUCAUCUAGACUCUGACGAUGAAAUUGAUUUCUGA